AUGCCAAGGCAUAGUAAAAAUAAUACAGCAAAUCCUAUUUUUACAUAUCACGAAAGAAAAAAAGUUAAAGAUGUGGGAACUUUAAAAGAGCGAUUAGGAAAGGACUCAAUGAGAAAAUUUGAGCAAUGCUGGAUAUGUUUAAGAAAUGCUGAAUAUCCAGUAAGCACACCAUAUGGUCAUAUAUUUUGUAAGAUGUGUAUAAUUAAUAAUUUAUUAAAGCAAAAAAAAGAAUAUUCUCGAAAGAAAAAAGAAUAUAAUGAUUAUAUUAAAGAAUUGAAAAAAAAAAAAAAGGAUGAAGCUAAUUAUGAAAAAGAGAAAGAAAAAAAAAAAUUUAUAGAAGAUUUAGAAAGUAUAAACAAUAAUGAAAAAGAUAAGAACGAAGAAAAGAAAAAUCUUUUGGAUAUAUCAAAUAAUUUUUGGCUCUCCAAUAAUUCAAAAGUAAAAAAAGAUAUUAUUCAGAAAAAAUUAAAACCCCCUUUAAAAAAUUUAAUUUGCCCAAUUAGUAGAAAACCUCUAAAAAUGAACGAUUUAAUAACUAUUAAUCCAGAAGUUCCAAAUAAAAAUGAAUCAACAAAAGAGAAUUGGAUUUGCUCAUUUUCUAAAAAAAGCAUCGAUCAUCACAAAGCUGUUUUGAUAAAAAAAACAGGACAAAUUAUUUUAAAAUCAUUUUUUGAAAGUUAUAUUUAUAAUAAAAAAAAUUCAUGGGAAUUUUCUGUGGGAGAAGGUGAUUUUAUUGACUUACAACCAGGAGGAACUGCUUUUUGUUCUCAUAGUAACGUUGAAAAGACAUUAUACAGAGAACCAUUACUUUAA
Molecule: messenger RNA, 813 nt
Organism: Plasmodium gallinaceum
Lineage: Eukaryota; Apicomplexa; Aconoidasida; Haemosporida; Plasmodiidae
Product: conserved protein, unknown function
Exons: 6
Coding region: 1-813 (270 amino acids)
Cellular component (GO): nucleus
Molecular function (GO): ubiquitin protein ligase activity
Source: RefSeq, a predicted model, not a curated record